Molecule: messenger RNA, 3672 nt
Organism: Daldinia vernicosa
Lineage: Eukaryota; Fungi; Ascomycota; Sordariomycetes; Xylariales; Hypoxylaceae
Product: cysteine proteinase
Exons: 5
Coding region: 1-3672 (1223 amino acids)
Biological process (GO): proteasome-mediated ubiquitin-dependent protein catabolic process; protein deubiquitination; regulation of proteasomal protein catabolic process
Molecular function (GO): proteasome binding; cysteine-type deubiquitinase activity
Source: RefSeq, a predicted model, not a curated record
AUGGCCCUUAUCGACGAGUUAGAUGAUGCGGCAGAGCUUCGCCAGCUCCAGUCGAUAGCGAUACGUAGUCUACAACACCUACCCAAUCCUCAACCUCUCACAUCUCCUCGCCUAUUUCGUGAGUUCCUCGGUUCUCAAUUACCGGAUCUUGACUCCAACUUUCAUUGCACAAGUCAUGAAAUGCAGUUGGUCGCAACCCAGUCAUUCCAGGACCGAAAUAUCCGUUUUGUUUCUACUGUUUGUUGUCGAUGUCGCUACCAUUUCCACGUUCAGAGCAAUUCAAACCCUGUUCAGCCGUAUAAUGAUGAGCAUCGUCAUCAUAUGCUCGUUCCCUGUUACCGAAAAUCUGCGAAGGACCUUAGGGAAAACCCGGCAACUUACGACGACGCCGUUGGUUAUGCUCGGUACAUCUGCGUAGCUGAUCAAUGUCUAUUCAACGUCGAGAUAUCCGUCUUACCUCAUAGGAUCCCGCCGGAGGAGGUGGCUAAAUUCUAUGACAAUGAUCGAACUACACGCAAUCUGAUCCUUGCAAAGGAGAGAGAUCCAGAACGAUACUCAGACUUUAACGAAGUGCCAACUAUGAAAUCAGAGACUAUACUCCGCAGAUACCUCACAGACUCGCUCCAAUCAAUUACUGAUCACCCGCUGAGGAUUAACAAGCGUAACAAGAAAUUCUCCGUGUGUAUAGGCAGUGAUUUCGAUGACCUUCUGAAGUACUUGGGGUUUUGUGAAGGAGCAGACGCAGAGACCGGUGAGCCAUGUUGGCUUAUCACCCCCCCUGAGAAGGCACAGAGCCCGACCCGAGUCCGAACAUUACGAGCUCGGAUGGAGGAUGCGCAGGUAGAACUCGAUAUACUUAAUGGCGAUGCGACAGUCCCUGCUUGGGAUAAACUGCUACAAGUAUUUCAAGGAGACUUCCCAAACGGACCUGUCGACGCGAAUAUCUCCACAGUCACAGAACCAGACUUGACCCUGCUAGGCUGUUUAGCAAUGUACCCGCCUCUAUAUUUUAGCUGGGCUGCUAUUCUCCUAGCUGGACUGCGCCCUAGAUACCGCGACGAAUAUCUAGACGCCGCUCUGCGCUGCAUUCAGAAUCGUAGUGAUGAUGCAUCAACUGAGAUCAUCAUGUACAGGUCCCGGUUCGACGAGACAUCCCCUAUUGACAUGAGUGUACAGGAAGCUUUUGCAUUUUUCCGCGCAUCUCCCUACGACGAUACGACAUCGGAUUGGUUUGUGGAGAAAUUCUACGAGAUGUUUAGAUAUGACAGGACUGAUGAGUUCAAGGCCCAAGCCAAACAACACCUCGAGGCCAUUGAGAGAUAUUUUGGAACGGAUAUUCUGAUGCAAAUCGACCCUACAGCUUUCAGGACAACAGGGGAGUCAGGACUCAUGACAUCGCUUCCUAAUGCUUUGAGAAGAAUGAGCAUCUCCUCGGCAACAAAACUGCUUGGUGUGGAGUCAGACUGGACGGCGGAGAUUAUUCGGGGCUUUGUCCAACAGCGGGUGCAGGACGAAAACGCAGAUAAAACCAAGAUCGUUGAAGCUAUUGACGUCCUGUCCGAACUUAAGCGACAACAAGAUAAACCUGAAGAGGCCGCAGAGCUGCAGCAGAUUGCCGAAUUUGUCAAGAUGACUGGGGAUGCACCGAUGCUAGCAUGGCAACCUCAUGCAUCGCCAAUACCAGGGAACUCUGUUAAUACACCACCUGGUCUAAAAAAUAUCGGCAAUACAUGCUACUUAAAUAGUCUCUUACAAUAUUUUUAUAACGUCAAGAUCAUACGCGACAUAGUCCUGAAUUUUGACUCGGUAAAGCUUGACCUUGACGAGGAGACGGUUGGACAACGUCGGACGGGAGGAAACGGCACUAGCGUUAAUAUCGAAGAAGCCAUCGUCGCCAGACAAUUUGUCGAGAUGCUUCAGGGGUUAUUUACCGAUUUACAAACAACUACUGAAGCCGCUGCGCAGCCCUCCCAGAAACUUGCGAACACCGCGCUAUCAUCAGCUCGAGAUAUUCUAGACCAGCGAUCCCAGAAUAUCCCUCCGCCGCUCCCAGCACGCCCGUCGCCAGCACCCCCGGUGCUCUCCAAGGAUAAUCCCGAUGCAGCAAAUGGAGUGAGCAACGACACGGUGAGCAUCACGGUAGAGUCGGUGAAUGAUAAGCUCGAAAUGGCUAGUUCUCGGAGUUCUCAAACACUGGUUGACGACGGGGGAGACGCAACGAUGUCGUACGUUCAGUUGGAAACCCCGGAUGACAAUGCCCCUAUUGUUCUGCAGUCUCAAGAUGAUGUCAAGAUGCAAGAUUCAACUGAAUCCUGGACCCUCGAUGAUAAAAUGGCGGAAGUUUCGCGUCAACUAGAACGAUCGGAUAGAUCAGGGACGGAGCAGCAGGAUGUCGGAGAAAUUAUAGGAAAUAUACUUGAACAUUUCAUGCGGGCAAUUCGUCCGGACGGCCCUAUGCCGGAAAAGCCGGAGUUGCAAGCAGACAAGAUUACGGAGACGUUCUUUACGACAAUAGUUAAUUAUACUGUCAAGACUAGGAAGGAAAACUCGGCUAGCGAUCUGGUCUCUCACCUAGAAGAGACUCCGUUGAACGUCGAGAUUGUUCCGGAGCGGUGGAUCACAGCGUAUCCCGAGGAAGCCAUUCAAGCACCAGAUGGGACGGCUGGCAACACGGGCGGAGUAAACAAUGCGCGCUGUACAUUGUUUUCCGCCUUGGAUCGAUACUUCACUUAUGAGCCAAUCGACAACGGGGAUCGCGCACGUUAUAGUAGCAUUAGAUCCCUCCCUCCCAUUCUGCAUAUCUGCAUCCAAAGAAGCACACCGAAGGGCAAGAACAAGAACCCCGUUAUUAUACCGGAAAUUUUAUGCCUCGAUCGAUAUAUGGAGGCUGAGAAGGGGUCGCCGGUGUGGCUUGCUCGUAAAAGGUCGUGGGCGCUUAAGGAGCGCAUAAAGGAGCUUGAGGCCAAACCCUCCCAGGGUGUUCGAGACGUCCCUGCAGAGUCUCAACAGCAUAAUGAAUUCAAGGAAACGGAUACGGAAGAUUUAGCGGCUAUGGUAACAUCGGCCCUCGACAAUGCUGAGGAUGCUCAUGUACAGCAAGAGUUCUCCGAUGACGUGAGACUGAAACACAAGUUACCCGAACCACUGGAAUAUGGACUAUCCAAGAAGAUAGCUACCCCUUCGUCAUUUACUGACUAUUCAUUCUGCGAUAAGUUCGCUGAUAUGUCCUGGGAGGCUACUGAGCCUUUUGAUGAGAUGACUAGAAAGGAACUUCUCUACCUGCGCCAGAAAGAGGAGACGAUCUUUAACACCAUGCAGGAGGAGAAAUACAAUAUCCACGCUGUAAUCUGUCACCGCGGUGGCACGUCCGCGGGGCAUUAUUGGGUCUGGAUCCGAGACUUUAAGCACAAUGUCUGGUAUCGAUACAACGACGAGACGGUGACGGAAGAUAACCGCGGCACAGAGGCUGUGCUAAAGGACCUGAACGAGACGGGUGAUCCGUAUUACGUUGCGUACGUUCGAGAUGAGAUAAAAGACGACCUAGUUGAUGUACCGCAGCGUCAUAAACUUGAGGCUGAUAAUUCCCGGAGCACGAGUCAGGAUUUUGAGAUGAUUGAGGGUGUAGCGUUCGACUCGGCCGAACCGUCUCCCAUCAACGGUAUUGCACAUUAG